Messenger RNA from Phytophthora nicotianae INRA-310, 4153 nucleotides. Its product is annotated as CMGC/MAPK protein kinase. Gene Ontology annotation, molecular function: MAP kinase activity; ATP binding. The record is from RefSeq and is a predicted model, not a curated record. Gene Ontology annotation, biological process: intracellular signal transduction; protein phosphorylation. The transcript has a single exon. Lineage: Eukaryota; Oomycota; Peronosporomycetes; Peronosporales; Peronosporaceae. Bases 160 to 3747 code for a protein of 1195 amino acids. Gene Ontology annotation, cellular component: cytoplasm; nucleus.
AAGAUAAAUGCCAUUGAAAGAUAGCUCAUUUCGGGAUUGUGCCGUCGUGAUCUAUUUACAGCAGGGAAAGAAACGGGGAGUGGCGCCUUCGAUUCAGUCCGUCACGGAAGCGCAAGACAGCAGGAAGUGAGCAAGCUGGACGACAAUCACUCUCGCGCGAUGGAGCCGUCCGCACCCGCGUCCGCGGCGGAACUACCGGCUCAGGGGCGCGACCUGCUACUUGGAGCGCUCACGAGCGGUGGUGACGACAUCAACGCGCCGCCCAGCAGCAGCAACGGCCACACCACGAGCAACAACAACAUGGACGAUCUACUCGUGGAUUCGUCCACAGCCUCUACACCCGCCGCCAUGACACACGAGGUUCAUUGGGAGGGAUAUGUACGUAAGAAAGGGGACUGGUUGCCGCGCUGGGAGGAGCGCUAUCUCAUCCUGGAUGGAGCCACACUCACAUACUACAAUUCUAAGGAGGAGGCUCGCAGUGCGCGCAACCUGCGCGGUCGCAUGAUUAUCAGUAAGGUGCGACCUGAGAACUACGGCAAGGCGCACGGCUUCCUCAUUGAGACACAGGGCCACAAACACUUCCACUUGUGCUGCACCACAGAGUUGGAGAAGGACAUGUGGGUCGAGAUGAUGCAGGCAGCCAUUGAGGAAGGCGUUCGACAUGCACACAGUCGACUCUCCAUGGAAGGGAUGGAGGCGUUGCAGAUGCAAACGUCCCCCACACAGGUGGAUCUACGCGGCUUCUACUUCGCCUUCCGCCAGCUGCUCAUCUCGCACUCGUCGUCGCCGCAGUUUUUCCCAAAACUCUCGCGUGACGUCGUGCUUACGUCCAAUUACGCGCCCACUGUGCCUUUCUGGGGCGAGUAUCACGGUCUUGACGGUGUACUGCACUUCUUCUCCAUCCUGUACGAGACUGUGGAGAUCACGGCCUUCUUCGUGACAGAUAUCGCUCAGGCCAAGGAAGGAUGCACCGCUGUUGUGGCAGGACGAGAGACCAUGAAGAACAGAGACAAUGGACGUAAAUUCACGCAGCAAUGGCAGCACACGAUCGAGUUCGCACCGGACGGACGCGUCAAGAGUCUCACGAUCUCGGCAGACCCAAUCGCAGCCUCGGCCGUCUUCGGCUGUAGUGCUACGUCGAGUCUGUCGCUGCCCAUGGCGGCUGUUGUGGGCAACGCAGUCCAUGACAAUCCAGCAGGAAAACUCCACGUCGUCGUGUUCCGUGGGGAGCAGAUUUCAGACCAGGGAUUCAUCGACGACGAAGAGCAGACGGACGGAUCGGAAGCUGACGAUGACAAGCGACCGUCGAAUCGCCGUGUGUUCCUGGGACUGCGCUUGGUGACCGAUGGGAAGACAAACGUGUAUGCUCCUACCUCCUCUGCCAACUGCGUGGCUCGAACACGCACUUGUGACCCAGAUGAAGCUCGGAAUCCCAAAUGGAACUCCAAGCACGAGAUUCCGUUCGCAGGAUCAUCAAGAGGCAAGCCUUGCUUUAUCCUGAUUGAAGCGUGGGAAGUAGUGGACAGUGAUGGCACAGGUAAGGCUUCGGAGCGAGUGAUUGGUGUCGCUAAGGUCAAUCUUGCACCGUUCCUGGCGUUGGCCAGUACGUCGCGAACAGUUCGGGAGAGCGUUAUUCACUCAGAUAUCGCCCGUGGUGCUGUACCGCAGUGGUACACUUUACUCUCUGCAAACGAGACGAAGUUUACGUGUGGACGAGUACAGCUUAGCAUAAGCUUCGAAGCCUCCAUGGCUUCGUUCGCUGCGAUGUCUCGUGCGACGGCAUCUCGUACUGGUAUUGAUGAAAACUCACCCAGUCUGGAUUUGAAUGCCCCGACACCGCAGGUUCGUCCGUCAGGUGCAGUGGUGCAGUCGAUGAGUCAUCGUGUUGCACUGGCUCGUGGCUGCUCUUUCCGCGAUACGAAGCGUGAUAACCAUCAAUUCCGAGUGGGCAACACCAACUUUGACGUUCCGAAGCGCUAUCAGAUGAUCAAGGCUGUGGGUCAAGGCGCGUAUGGCUGUGUGAUUGCUGCCAGCGACACGGAGACAGGUCAAGCGCUCGCCAUUAAGAACAUUCCGAAUGCUUUUAACGAUCUCAUCGAUGCCAAGCGAAUUCUUCGUGAAAUCCGUCUCAUGCGUCACCUGAACCACCCGAACCUGGUGAAUCUGCUGGAUCUGCUGCGUCCGCCGACACUACAAGAGUUCAACGACGUGUACAUUGUGACAGAUCUCAUGGAGACAGAUCUGCAUCGCGUUAUUCACUCAAACCAGUCGAUUAGUGAUGACCACGUGCAAUAUUUUUUGUACCAGAUGCUGGUGGCUAUCAAUUACGUCCACUCCGCUGAGGUUCUGCAUCGUGACUUGAAGCCGUCCAACAUUCUGGUCAACUCGGAUUGCGAUUUGAAGCUGUGCGAUUUUGGUCUUGCUAGAGGAAUCCAGGGAAUGGACUCGGGUCUCACUGAGUACGUUGUUACGCGGUGGUACCGUGCUCCGGAGUUGUUGCUGUCGUCCAAAUACGACAAACAGAUGGACGUGUGGGCUAUUGGAUGCAUUUUGGCCGAGAUGCUGGGACGGCGACCUCUCUUCCCUGGCCACGACUAUCUCCACCAGCUGAAGAUUAUUAUGGACGUGGUCGGAUCUCCGUCUGAAGACUCGCUGGACUUCAUUACCAACCCGAAGGCAAAGCGCUUUAUUUUGCGUCAGCCCAAAAAGCCGAAGGUGCCGCUCUCGUCCGUGUAUCCACGUGCUACCCCACAAUGUCUGGAUUUACUUGAGAAGAUGCUCGUGUUUGACCCACGUAAGCGAAUCACGAUCCAAGAAGCUCUCGCACACCCGUAUUUGAGUCUGGUGCGUGAUCGAACUGUUGAGAAGACAUGCCCGACGCCCUUCGACUUCGCCUUUGAAAAUACCGACCUGACGAAGCAGAAGCUGCAGGAAUUGAUCUUCGAGGAUGUAUGCGCUUUCCACCCGGAUGCUCGCAUCCCCGACCCGGUUGUACCGACCUCUGCUGCUGUAAACAGUGCGCCAAGCCGAGCGCACGGCCUCUCUAGAACUGAUUCGACUUCAGCAUCGUCUUCGGCAAGAACCAGCGUGUCUGCAUCAGCGCCGGUCUCUGCACCUGCUAUAGUGUCUGCUUCAGUGGCUGUGCCACCUGCUCCAGUUUCUCUUGUUGCCCCAGCAAGUCUAUCGACUUCGACCGAGCAACCCCGAACGUCUCCAGUUGUGCUACUACCUUCGAAUGCCCCUACAGCACACGAAUCUCGGGCUUCAGAAACACCUCUGGAUGCGGUGGUAUCUCCAUCGAAUUUGGAACGAGCAUCAAUCCCAACGACUGUGUCCGCAUCGUUGCCUACUUCCUUACCUCCGAUGCCGACGGUAUCAGUUGAACAAGUCCCAGCAUCCACCUCUGAGCACGAACGAAGUGCUCAAGCAGAAGUUGCCAUCGAGAUCAUGCAGACGCCUGCACAUACCGUCAAGGCAGCGGAAGAAGCGACAGUCGAGGUUUCUCUCGACGAUAUUGGAAGCAGUCCCAUUCACAAUGUAUCAGUAACAGAAGCUGCAGUCAACGAGAGCGGCGCCACCGACCAAGACGCGCCCAACAGCACAAGCACCAGUAGCAGUGAUGGCGAGGACGAGAAUGAGCUGACAGAUGCACGCGAGACGGAGCGAGAAGUCGAUCUGUCGAACUCGCCCAAGAAGCAAGUGGUGCAGCAGCCCAAGUCUCUCCUCACACCUUCCUCAGUGGUGUGAGAGGCCAAGUCAAAAGACGGUGAAACCUCCGCUCGUGAUCGAAACAAUUUUAACUUUCACACAUCCAGGAUGUGGGUCGAUCACUAGAGCAUCAAGCAACACGGAAACGCGCAAAACUACAGGUUGUUUCACCCACGCGCGCCUCCGUAUGCGCACGAGUGGGCACCCGGUUAAACGAGCACACGAAUGUGCGGAACAAAGCAGAGUGAGCGCUCGCUCGACGAUGGCGAUAAGAAGUCUACGUGGAUGUCGCGACAGAAGUGACUGAAUAAAUUGAACUGAAUUCGUUGUUUCCGUUUAUUAUUUUUAUAGGAUUUGGUGCAAAGGCAAGUGAUAAUGGCAAGACGAUGCUUUGGAAAAAGGUUCCUGGGCGUGUUUUAGGAUUGACGGAUUAGGAUUGAUGGGU